Molecule: messenger RNA, 1845 nt
Organism: Aspergillus thermomutatus
Lineage: Eukaryota; Fungi; Ascomycota; Eurotiomycetes; Eurotiales; Aspergillaceae
Product: putative serine palmitoyltransferase 1
Exons: 1
Coding region: 1-1845 (614 amino acids)
Biological process (GO): sphingosine biosynthetic process; ceramide biosynthetic process
Cellular component (GO): serine palmitoyltransferase complex
Molecular function (GO): pyridoxal phosphate binding; serine C-palmitoyltransferase activity
Source: RefSeq, a predicted model, not a curated record
AUGCCACGAUGGAAACGCAAAGAAAAACCUCGUACCAGCGUGACUGGCUCCCAGACUUCAUCGACAACACCAGCAACACCAGGCGAGACCGGACGGAGCGCAUCUGAAUCUCAAUCCGUCGCCCUUACCUCCCUCCAAGCAGUCUCUGGUGAGGUUUGCAGUGAAGCCGAAGCGCAGAGAUUGGCAAAGCAGCACGCCGAGUUUGGUUCCCUUGGGGAUCCGUCGCAUCUGUACGUGAGCAAACACAGCGGCGGCGAAAUCCCCGACCCGAUCCUCGACGAGCCGCCAUACUUUACUGCUCUCACAACCUACAUCAGCUUCCUCGUUUUGAUCUUCCUCGGCCACUUCCAUGACUUUUGCGACAAGUACUUUCGAUCUCACACUUACAAGCACCUCCGCCCGCAGAAUGGCUAUGCCUCGUUGUACAGUGAUUUCGAGAGCUUCUAUACGCGACGCAUGAAGCGGCGGAUCAAUGACUGUUUCGAGCGACCGACCACCGGGGUUCCAGGGAGAUAUAUCACUUUGUUGGAUCAGCAAUCGGAUGAUAACCUUCAUUUCCGGCUAAGAGGGACGACCACAGACACGUUGAACCUGAGCUCAUACAACUAUCUCGGAUUUGCGCAGUCCGAGGGUCCCUGUUCGGACCUCGCCGAAGAAACCAUUCGUCAAAAUGGGAUCACCAUGGCCGGCUCAGUUGCAGAACCCGGCACUCCACAGCUUCAUGCUGAGGUUGAACAACAGGUUGCGCGGUUCGUAGGCAAGGAGGAUGCUAUUGUGUUCUCCAUGGGCUUUGUUACCAAUGCCACGAUUUUCCCUGCCCUCAUGGAUAAGGGAUGCUUGAUCCUCUCAGAUGAGCUCAACCAUGCGUCCAUUCGCUUCGGGGCACGUCUCUCGGGAGCUGCGAUCCAGGUCUUUGCACAUAACAACAUGGCUGAUCUCGAGAGACGACUUCGAGAGGCAAUCUCCCAGGGCCAACCCCGCACCCACCGGCCCUGGAAGAAGAUUCUGGUCUCGGUCGAAGGUCUAUAUUCGAUGGAAGGCACUAUGUGCAAUUUACCUCGCAUUUUAGAGCUUAAAAAGCGAUAUAAAUUCUACCUCUUCGUUGAUGAAGCCCACUCCAUCGGCGCGGUCGGACCUCGUGGGCGGGGAGUCUGCGAUUUCUUCAAGGUCGAUCCUGCCGAGGUCGAUAUCCUUAUGGGUACCUUUACCAAGUCCUUUGGUGCCAAUGGUGGAUACAUUGCGGCAGACAAGACCAUCAUCAGAAAACUCCGUGCCAAAAAUGCUGGGCAAAUCUUCGGCGAGGCCCCUGCUCCCGCCGUCUUAGCACAGAUCUCCUCCUCCUUGCGCCUGAUCGCCGAUGAGGAUCCUCUUCACCCGGGUCAGGGUCUCGAACGAGUACAACGGCUUGGGUUCAAUUCGCGAUAUUUGCGAUUGGGCCUAAAACGCCUCGGCUUUAUAGUCUACGGACAUGAUGAUUCGCCAAUUGUGCCGCUCAUGCUGUACAACCCAGCCAAGAUGCCAGCAUUCUCCCACGAGAUGCUGCGACGGAAGAUUUCUGUCGUCGUCGUGACCUAUCCAGCGACCCCGCUGGAGCUCUCUCGGGCCCGACUAUGUGUCUCUGCAGCUCACACCAAGGAUGAUCUUGACCACAUACUCCGAGUAUGUGACGAGAUCGGUGAUGUUUUGGGCUUAAAAUAUUCCACAGGCGUGGCGGGAGGAUUGAAAGAACCGCUGCCUCCAGGAAUGAGCGUCAGGAAUGCCCGGAAACUAAUCAGUCCCCCACGCUGGAGCGUAGAAGAGGUCAUUGAGCGAGGCUCUCGGGAUGUACACAAUCCUCUCUAUUGA